AUGAACCCGCGGCCCACCAAGGUAGCUCGUAUGGCGCCUCUUCCUGAGACCAGCUCGCCUGGAAGGGCCCGAAGCUGCUCCGAAGAGGAGUCGGACGCUCGUUCACCAGCGCCCACGUGUGUACGCUCCUCCAGCGGAGCUCUACCGACACCGACGCCUCUUCCGCGACUACAGCCUCCCGACAGAGCUCGCAGUUGUCCCGAACCUGUCGCCCCGCCACAUACCGAUAGCCGCAAUGACAGUCAACUCGACACCAUGCACGAGAUUCGCAUCCUGAGGACGAUGGUUACGUCCAUGGAGGACGAGCUUCGAGUCCUACAGUCCAAGUGGGCCAGCCAGCUCCCCGACAAGCGAACGCUGGCCUCGGCUCAGCGCUGCGCGGUCGAGAAGCACGCGGUCAGCCAAGCCGAGGCAAUACACAGGGAGCUCCAGCAGCUCUUCCGAAAGCAGCAGAUUCUGUUCGCCACGAUGCAAACCGCCGCGCUGCGUCUGCCGCUGCAUUCGAGCGGCACAGACAUGUUCGAGGAGCUGCACUUCAACCCCCAACUGGGCCGAGAUCCGAACGACCGGAAGCGGAUGCUGCUGCUCCACCACGAGCGCUCACUUGCCACGAUCCCGUCAAUCGUCAAGAAGUUCUCGCAGCUAGCGAUUGACAAGGCAAAGGAGCCAUCUCAAGAUCAGGACGUGUUGCCGUUGGCUCAAAUCGACAUCACUGGGUGCAAGGACUGCACGUUGAUCUCUAGCGUUUUCGUGUCGGAGAUCGAGCACACGUCGCUGGAGGAGGUGUACGACGGUGUACUGGCGUACUUCAGCGCGAUCCCCUCGGUCGUCAAGAAACACUUCGGGAUCGACGCACAGCGUGGGAAACUCGAUGACGCGGGACUGGGUAUCCACUACCAGCGCUCGAUGUUUGAGUCGCAGCAUUCGUCCUGGAUGGUCAACAACAUUUUCUGCUCCGAGCUCACGCGGACUCAUGGCAUGGUUCACAUUGACGUCGUGACGGACGACCCGUUGCAUCCCAUUCCCGCUUUCGCGGCGUCGCACUACUGCGUCUGUGGCGUCCUCAUCACGCCUCGAAAGGAUCCUUUGACGGGGGAGAUUGUGUCCGUGACGCUGCGAAGACUCAUUGUGUAUCGCUACAACAUGUUGCCGCACGAACCUGCGGUUAUGGAGGACGUGCAGAUCAUCCGACCGCUUCUGAAUGGCGAUCUGAUCAACGCCUGGGUGUGCAGCUACAUCCAGCAGCUCCGACAGCAGCAGCAACAAAGCUCCCAGUAG
Phytophthora sojae is the source of this 1278-nucleotide messenger RNA. RefSeq lists its product as hypothetical. The record is from RefSeq and is a predicted model, not a curated record. The coding region runs from base 1 to 1278 and encodes 425 amino acids. Lineage: Eukaryota; Oomycota; Peronosporomycetes; Peronosporales; Peronosporaceae. The transcript has a single exon.